Cucurbita maxima (winter squash) is the source of this 2170-nucleotide messenger RNA. RefSeq names its product probable sulfate transporter 3.3. Gene Ontology annotation, biological process: transmembrane transport. Lineage: Eukaryota; Viridiplantae; Streptophyta; Magnoliopsida; Cucurbitales; Cucurbitaceae. Gene Ontology annotation, molecular function: secondary active sulfate transmembrane transporter activity. The transcript is spliced from 13 exons. Bases 71 to 2083 code for a protein of 670 amino acids. The record is from RefSeq and is a predicted model, not a curated record. Gene Ontology annotation, cellular component: membrane.
UAAUAUAAAGCCAAGGCAAGGCAACCCCCCAUUCUUCUGAAACAAGGAACCUACCUAAGGCUGAAUUAUUAUGAGCGAGUCCAAAAUGGGCGACCCCGACAACAGUAAUAAUAAUAGCAAUAGCAAGAGCAAUAGCAAUAGCAAUGCCAGGAGUGGUCCGGCGGCGGAGCACUGUGUGGACAUAGUUCAUCCCGUGGUUCCCCCUCCGCACAGAAGCGGGUUGCAGAGGCUAGGCAACCGGCUGAAGGAGACGUUUUUUCCGGAUGACCCUCUUCGGCAGUUCAAAGGGCAGUCUCCGGCGAGGAAAUGGGUGAUCGGAGCUCAGUAUAUUUUCCCGAUUCUUGAAUGGGGGCCUCAUUAUAAUCUCAGGCUCUUCAAAUCUGAUGUUGUUGCUGGCCUCACCAUUGCAAGCUUGGCCAUCCCUCAGGGUAUUAGCUAUGCUAAGCUUGCUAAUCUGCCUCCCAUUGUUGGGCUUUAUUCAAGCUUUGUUCCACCACUGGUGUAUGCUGUUCUUGGAAGCUCAAGAGACCUGGCGGUUGGGCCUGUAUCAAUAGCAUCGCUAAUACUGGGAUCCAUGCUGAGGCAAGAAGUGUCCCCCCUCAAAGAUCCCAUACUCUUUCUCCAACUCGCCUUCACCUCCACCUUCUUCGCCGGCCUCUUCCAGGCCUCCCUCGGCUUCCUAAGACUUGGGUUCAUAAUCGAUUUUCUGUCCAAGGCGACUUUGAUUGGAUUCAUGGCGGGGGCGGCCAUUAUUGUGUCUCUGCAGCAGCUUAAAGGCUUGCUUGGAAUUACCCAUUUCACCAAACAGAUGGGUUUGCUUCCUGUUUUGACCUCAGUUUUUCAUCACACUCGCGAGUGGUCGUGGCAGACUAUACUGAUGGGCUUUUGUUUCCUUCUCUUCCUUCUAAUCACAAGACACAUUAGCAUAAGAAAGCCGAAGCUGUUCUGGAUAUCAGCCGGAGCUCCUCUAGUGUCUGUCAUUCUUUCAACCAUACUGGUGUUUGCAUUCAAGGCCGAUGGUCAUGGCAUCAGCACGAUUGGGAAAUUGCAACAAGGCUUGAACCCACCUUCAUGGAACAUGCUCCGUUUCCAACACUCCCAUCUCCCCCUUGUUAUUAAGACUGGCCUCGUCACUGGCAUCAUCUCGCUCACGGAAGGAAUAGCCGUGGGUCGGACAUUUGCAGCUAUAAAAGACUACCGCGUGGACGGCAACAAGGAAAUGAUCGCCAUCGGCCUCAUGAACGUCCUCGGCUCUUUCACUUCUUGCUAUGUCACCACAGGCGCCUUCUCCAGGUCCGCGGUGAACCAUAACGCGGGGGCCAAAACCGCGGUGUCUAACAUCAUAAUGUCCGUCACAAUAAUGGUCACGCUCCUGUUUCUGAUGCCUCUAUUUCAGUACACGCCCAAUCUGGUGCUGGCCGCCAUCAUCGUCACCGCCGUUAUUGGGCUUAUCGACGUCCCCGCCGCCUACGCCAUUUGGAAGGUGGAUAAGUUCGACUUUGUUGUCAUGCUCUGUGCCUUCUUCGGCGUCAUUCUCAUCUCUGUUCAACACGGUCUCGCCAUUGCUGUUGGCAUAUCCAUUUUCAAAAUCAUCCUGCAAAUCACAAGGCCAAAAACAGUGAUGUUGGGGAACAUACCUGGAACAGACAUAUACAGAAACCUUCACCAUUACAAGGAUGCAACGAGCGUCCCAGGUUUCCUCAUCUUGGGCAUUGAAGCUCCAAUCAACUUUGCCAACGCUACAUAUCUCAACGAAAGGAUUUUGAGAUGGAUAGAAGAGUAUGAAGCUGAGGAUGAUGUGAAGAAGGAGGGCGGUGGCCUGCAGUUUGUUGUUUUAGAACUGUCAGCCGUGAGUGGUAUAGACACCAGUGGAGUCCUGCUCUUCAAGGAUCUAAGAAGAGCAUUGGAAAAGAAGGAUGUUGAGCUGGUGUUGGUGAAUCCAUUGGGUGAAGUGUUGGAAAAGUUGCAAAAAGCAGAUGAAAAUGGAGAGAUUUUGAGGCCGAAUAAUGUGUACUUGACAGUGGGAGAGGCGGUUGCUUCGCUAUCAGCAACAAUGAAGGGACAAUGCUCAACUACUAUAUAGGAACCAAUUCUCUUUUAUUUGUGUCGUCUCUGCUAUACUUUCAAAUAGCUAGGUACAACACAACAACAAUACCAUAACCUAAAUGUU